UGAGGAACAAUAUGGAGGAUGAUGAACGUAUCAACGUGGACAUUACUUCCAUAUAUAAAUUUCAAGUCCGUUAACUCAGGGAAUUGAUAUCUCCGCAAAUGCGAUUCUGUCCCAUUUAACCAGUGUGAUUUCGAAGAGAGCGUCCGAAAUCUGUUAGCAAAAUUCUCUUACAGGAAACAAGCAGCUGCAGAUCAUGGGCCCCGUGAAGAUUGCGGUCAUCGGGUCGAUAUGCGGCCAAUUCAAGACGGUGUUCAGCAAGCUCGCUGCGCUGCAUGAGAAGAACGCAUUUGCCUUCACCAUCGUUGUCGGGGACAUUUUCGCCGACCCUUCAGAAGAGAAUGAAACCAAGGAAUCCGAGUUGGAAGAUCUCAUGGGCGGUGGAAUUGAAGUGCCGGUGCCGACGUAUUUCACCGUGGGACUGUCUCCCUUCCCAGACGCAGCGGUUGGGAGAUUGGAUGAGCAUGAGGGAGAGCUGUGCCCCAACCUGUUCUACCUUGGACGGAAAAGUACGUUUAAGACAUCCGAUGGCAUUAGAAUCGUGGCCUUAGGCGGUGUGUUGGACCCGACCGGGACGCACACCAAUCCCCACGACAAGUACCGCGUGGCGUACACCGAGGCCGAAGGGAAAGGCCUCAAGGGGGCUCAUUCGGCCGACAUCCUCAUCUCAUCCGAAUGGCCCGCCGGGAUCCAAAAGGGCUCGCGCACCAAGCUCCCCUCCGAAUCCAAAGACUGGUCCGCGUCCCAACCCCCCGCCGACGUGUGCGCCGCCCUGAAGCCCCGCUACCACUUCUCCCCGUCCACCCUCUUCUACGAGCGCGAGCCCUUCUACCACCCCCCCACUGACCCCGACACGUACGCGUACCCCGUCACCCGCUUCCUCAGCCUCGCCCCCUUCGGUAACCCCGCCAAGCAGAAAUGGAUCUACGCCUUCACCCUCGCCCCCGCUGCCGCCCCAUCCGUGACCAUCCCCCCCGGCGCGGGUCCCUCCCCGCUGCUCCCCACGACUCGGAAGCGCCCCGCUGACUCGGCGCCGACGUACUCGCGCUUCGCGGACGACGGGCCUCCGCGGGGCCGGGGCAAGCGGCAGAAAGGCCCGCCGCCGACGCCGGGGGAGUGUUUCUUCUGCCUGUCGAACCCGAACGUGGCGACGCACUUGAUCGCGUCGAUUGGUGAGGAGGCGUACGUGACGACGGCGAAGGGGCCGCUGACGACGCCGACGACGUUUUCGAAAUUACCGUUUCCGGGGCACAUGCUGAUCAUUCCGCAGUCGCAUGCGGGGACGCUAGCGACAAUCGGGGAGGCGGAGGGGGUGAGGAGGGUAUAUGAUGAGAUGCAGCGAUUCCGGGGGAGCCUCCAUAAGAUGCUGGCUGAGCAGGGAAACGGGGAACUGGGAUCGGUGACGUGGGAGGUCAGUCGCGCCAGCGGGAUCCACACGCACUGGCAAUGGCUCCCCGUGCCCGGGCGGCUGCUGAACAAGCGGCUCGUGGAAGCGGCGUUCAAGGUGGAGGCGGAGAACGAGAAAUAUCCGAAGUUCGUGGCGAAGGACGUGGGCGACGGGGUGGGGGAGGAGGGGGACUUCUUCCGCGUGAUGGUAUGGUACCCGCCGCAGGAGGGGGCGGAGGGGAGCCGGGAGACAUUCUUGACGCUGUAUUUGGACCCGGAGAUCCGGUUCGAUAUGCAGUUUGGGCGGCGGGUGUUGGCGAAGCUGCUGGGGUUGGAGAGGCGGUUGCAUUGGCAGGAUUGUGCGCAGUCGGUGGACGAAGAGGGAGCGGACGCCGAGGCAUUCAAGGCGGCGUUUGCAAAGUUUGAUUUUACGUUACAGGAGUAA
Molecule: messenger RNA, 1828 nt
Organism: Eremomyces bilateralis CBS 781.70
Lineage: Eukaryota; Fungi; Ascomycota; Dothideomycetes; Eremomycetales; Eremomycetaceae
Exons: 2
Coding region: 194-1828 (544 amino acids)
Biological process (GO): mRNA splicing, via spliceosome
Cellular component (GO): post-mRNA release spliceosomal complex
Molecular function (GO): RNA lariat debranching enzyme activator activity
Source: RefSeq, a predicted model, not a curated record